Molecule: messenger RNA, 2123 nt
Organism: Elgaria multicarinata webbii
Lineage: Eukaryota; Metazoa; Chordata; Lepidosauria; Squamata; Anguidae
Gene: TMX2
Product: thioredoxin related transmembrane protein 2
Exons: 8
Coding region: 223-1113 (296 amino acids)
Biological process (GO): brain development
Cellular component (GO): membrane-bounded organelle
Molecular function (GO): disulfide oxidoreductase activity
Source: RefSeq, a predicted model, not a curated record
AUAGAACGCGUCCGGAGACAACAAUGUUCUCUUGUUUGUGUUCUGGAUAGCCAUGAGUGAUUUUGGAGUCGGCCAAUAAAGGCAAGAAGUGCUCCUGUAGGCUCCGCCUCUUCUUCGAUUGGCGUCGUUGGCGACCAGUGAGUCCGAAGGAACGGACGAAGAUUCCUUUUGCAGGAAGGCGGUGGUAGUGCAGCGCCGGGCGUCGGUCAGUGUGAGGUGAAAAUGGCGGUGCUGGCACCCCUGCUGGCCCUGAUCUACUCCGUGCCUGGAAUCUGCCGAUGGCUCGCCCAACCCUACUACCCGCUCUCGCUUCUGCUCUCGGCUGCCUUCCUCCUGGUGCGGAAAGUGCCGCCGUUAUGCCACGGGCUGCCCAGCCAACGCGAGGACGGGAACCCCUGCGACUUUGACUGGCGGGAGGUGGAGAUCCUGAUGUUCCUCAGUGCCAUCGUGAUGAUGAAGAACCGCAGAUCCAUUACCGUGGACCAGCAUGUGGGAAAUAUCUUCAUGUUCAGCAAGGUAGCCAAUGUCAUCCUUUUUUUCCGCCUUGACAUCCGGAUGGGGCUGCUCUAUCUCACCCUCUGCAUAGUGUUCCUGAUGACCUGCAAGCCGCCUCUGUACCUGGGUCCUGAAUACAUCAAAUAUUUCAGUGAUAAAACCAUAGAUGAGGAACUAGAACGGGACAAGCGGGUAACCUGGAUUGUGGAAUUCUUUGCUAACUGGUCCAAUGAGUGUCAGUCAUUUGCUCCCAUCUAUGCUGACUUGUCUCUCAAGUAUAACUGCACUGGAUUGAACUUUGGGAAAGUGGAUGUAGGCCGCUACCCUGAUGUAAGCACCAGGUACAAAGUCAGCACCUCUCCUCUCACUAAGCAGUUGCCCACCCUAAUCCUUUUCCAAGGCGGGAAGGAGGUGAUGCGUCGGCCGCAGAUUGAUAAAAAGGGGCGAGCAGUUUCAUGGAACUUCUCUGAGGAGAAUGUGAUCCGGGAAUUCAACUUGAAUGAGCUGUACCAAAGAGCCAAGAAAGUGUCCAAGCAAUCCGAUGAGAUCCCUGAAGAUUCUCCAGAAGUGCCUGCUGUUACUGAGCUCCCCAAUGGGGAGACCAAGAAGGACAAAUAGAGUCCAUAGGACUGGAUCCUGGUCUCUUCCCGUCUAGCUCCCCACCUCUUCAUUCCCAUCCUGAUCUCUCUCCUGGGACAUCAGCCAAAAUCUGCUUCCACCCAACAGUGCUGAUGCUAGGAGAUGAGUGUAACUGCCAGGGAGCUUCAGUUUAUCCUGGGCUCAGUGUCUGUCUGCUGGUGGCCAAUUGAGCUGUAUGUUACUUUGCGUUUUUGUCCCUGGUCCUCCUUCCAGGAUUGACUAGGGAUAGUUUCAGUAGAUUAGAAACAGUAAAAGGAGCUCUCUUCCCUCACUUAUUGAGGCUAGAACCUGUGAAACCUCUGGGGCAUCUAGAACAGGGGUUGCAACUAGCGGUGAAUAGGUACUACUGAGAAAAACAUGGAUUUAAUGGACACUGAAAGGGGAGAUCCAUGUUGGUUCAAUGGAAAAUCAUAACAAACUCUCAUCAGCUUCAGUGAAAUCAACUCCCUUCACUCUUAUCAAAGCUCUGACACCUCCCUCUUAUUUGAGUUGAUCUUACGUAAGGUGAUAAUCUAUGAUUGAGAAGACGUAAGCAUCAUUGAUCAGUUUCUACUACUUCCUACCCAUUGCCCUCGCGCAUAGUGGCAGCUAGACUUUGAAUGGUGUUUCUUCCUAUCUGUUUUGGGGUUUAGAAGCUGAUGGGCAGAACGAGAAUGUGUGCUGAACCUGAACUUGCUACUGUGCCAGAGAGUUAAGUGGCUGCCAUGCAGCCCCCAAGGUCCUCCUGUUCUACCUUUUAAUGUGACGCACUCAGUGUAGCAGCCAGGGCCUUUUCCCCUUGAACUGGAGGAGCAGCUGCUUCUAUCAGCCAUCUUAUAUGAUACAGAGUGUAGGAUUGUAACUUGCCAUUGCUAUUACUCCACUUCUAAUACGGGGAGCUUGCUCAUGGGUAGAAAGAAGCUCCAUUUUACCACACUCGUCCAUCUUCAUGCUUCUAUUAAUGGUCUUGUACAAUUGCCUCUAAUAAACAAACCUGGGAAUGCCUUGUU